ACAAGAUCGGAUAUCAAGAGGUGGACUACAAAAUGCUGUCACUGCCACUCCUCCGAUCACUCUCCAGCCGUUACUCUCCAUAUCAAGCUUUUUCUCCUAUUCUCUUCGCCAUCCGCCGCUCCAUGGCCACCGCAGCUGCCGCCGAGGUUGUCAGUCCAUCCACCACCCGUCUAGGAUGGAUUGGUACCGGCGUCAUGGGCAGUUCAAUGUGCGCUCAUUUGAUCAAAGCCGGCUACACCGUCACCGUCUUCAACCGCACCCUCUCCAAGGCCCAGCCCCUUGUCGACAUGGGCGCUCGCCUCGCCAACUCCCCCCGCGAACUCGCUUCACAGUCUAACAUCGUCUUCUCCAUCGUCGGUUUCCCCUCCGAUGUCCGCCAAGUCCUUCUAGAUCCUGAGCACGGGGCUCUGUCUGGUCUCCGUCCUGGUGGAGUCCUCGUCGACAUGACCACCUCGGAACCCUCCCUCGCCUGCGAUAUCUCUGCCGCUGCCUCUGCCAACAACUGCGCUUCAAUCGACGCACCAGUCUCUGGUGGUGACCGCGGCGCCAAGAACGGCACCCUGGCGAUAUUCGCCGGCGGUGAUGAGGCUGUUGUCAACCGUUUAAACCCCGUUUUUUCUCUCAUGGGGAAAGUUAAUUAUAUGGGUCCAAGUGGGAAGGGCCAAUUCGCCAAAUUAGCGAAUCAAAUCACUAUAGCUUCGACGAUGGUAGGAUUAGUGGAGGGAAUCAUCUAUGCAUACAAAGCAGGGCUGAACGUGGCUUCGUUUUUAGAGGCCAUAUCUACUGGAGCAGCUGGUUCUAAAUCUUUGGACUUGUAUGGAAGCAGGAUAUUGAAGAGGGAUUUUGAACCAGGGUUUUUUGUCAACCAUUUCGUUAAGGAUUUGGGGAUUUGUUUGAAGGAGUGUCAAAGCAUGGGGCUUGCGUUGCCUGGUUUGGCUCUGGCUCAACAGCUUUAUUUGUCACUUAAGGCUCAUGGGGAAGGCAAUUUGGGGACUCAAGCUCUCAUUUUGGCUCUGGAGAGGCUCAACAAUGUCACUCUUCCUGCUAUCUAGCCUGGUAAAUUCCUGAGCAUAUACCAAAGCUGUGUUGUGUUUUAUCCUUGCAUCCUUUUGGGACUUAUAGAAUUGUCACAUUCUGUUGUAAUAAAUGGAGUCAAUGUGGCUUUUGAGACUUACAGUUGCUCAUAUUUAUGGCCUUAGAGAAUAAUAUUCCUCUUCAAUCCUUUUGCUGCAUUUAGGAACUUCUAUUUUAAAUUAAGCAAUCAUGUUUUGUCUA
Rubroshorea leprosula is the source of this 1275-nucleotide messenger RNA. The record is from the annotation of a GenBank genome assembly. NCBI's taxonomy places the organism in Eukaryota, Viridiplantae, Streptophyta, Magnoliopsida, Malvales, Dipterocarpaceae.